Messenger RNA from Nomascus leucogenys (northern white-cheeked gibbon), 2640 nucleotides. RefSeq names its product small EDRK-rich factor 2 (gene SERF2). The record is from RefSeq and is a predicted model, not a curated record. Lineage: Eukaryota; Metazoa; Chordata; Mammalia; Primates; Hylobatidae.
GGCUUUAGCACGACCCGUGGACCCACGUGCUUUUUCUUGUCCAAUGGGAGCCGGCUCCCGGGCGCGAAGGGGCGGGGAGGAAAGGAACGACUGCGCUACGUUGCGAGAAGGGGCGGGACCUGCAACGUCCGACAGAACGAGGGCACGUAACGGAGGCAGGUCGGAGCCGCUGCCGUCGCCAUGACCCGCGGUAACCAGCGUGAGCUCGCCCGCCAGAAGAAUAUGAAAAAGCAGAGCGACUCGGUUAAGGGAAAGCGCCGAGAUGACGGGCUUUCUGCUGCCGCCCGCAAGCAGAGGGACUCGGAGAUCAUGCAGCAGAAGCAGAAAAAGGCAAACGAGAAGAAGGAGGAACCCAAGUAGCUUUGUGGCUUCGUGUCCAACCCUCUUGCCCUUCGCCUGUGUGCCUGGAGCCAGUCCCACCAUGCUCGCGUUUCCUCCUGUAGUGCUCACAGGUCCCAGCACCGAUGGCAUUCCCUUUGCCCUGAGUCUGCAGCGGGUCCCUUUUGUGCUUCCUUCCCCUCAGGUAGCCUCUCUCCCCCUGGGCCACUCCCCGGGGUGAGGGGGUUACCCCUUCCCAGUGUUUUUUAUUCCUGUGGGGCUCACCCCAAAGUAUUAAAAGUAGCUUUGUAAUUCCUUGAGCGCCUGGUUUGACUGGGGACUUGGGGGGAUGGGGUUGGAGGAAUGACUGCCCUUUCCCACCAAAAAGGGAGAACUGUUUAGACUCAGAUUGUGGAUAUGUAGACUUAAUAAGUGAAACAUCACAGAAGAAGCCUUUACUAUACAAUGACAACCAAACCAAGUACUCCGGAUAUGCGGUAGAGGAAUCCUCUAAGAACCAUAGAGACUUCUUUUCUGUGAUUUUUGUUCCCCACCCUUGAACACCAUCUCUAGGUUGGAGUUGGCCUAAGAGUGAAUGCUGCAAGAUCUGUGUUUAUGCCUCUUUUCCUCAUUCUUCCUCAGUUUGUUCGUCUGCUUGAAAGUUGGCCAAAAAAUCCUGCUGCUCACCGACUUCCCGUGGUCAGCUGCUGUCAAGUGUUCACAUUCUCUUCUGUCAUUCCUCAUGGAAUGAGGGUGGUUUUGUCUUCCCGCUUCCCUUGACCUCAAGAUCAGGAUUAAAACCUGGGGUAGCCUCUGUGCUCCUUUCUUCUAUGCCCUGGUUUGUUCUGUGGUUCUGGGCUUCUUAUAUCCGUGUGCCCAGGGCUGAACUGCUUAUUUUCCUUUCUCCAAGGGCAGAGCCGAGUCUUCAGUCCCUGUUGGUCUUUCCCCACCCCCACUUGCAGCCCAAGAGCCAGGAAAGGGCUGGUGCCACACUGUCUGCUGGGAUCAGCGGUGUUUCUUGAGCUGCCGAUUUGGGUGUUAGGCUCUUGAGCUGGGAUGCAGAUGUAACAGCUCCAGUGAGCCAGACACUCUGCCCAGCGCAUUAGACUGUGUUUGACUACUUCUUCCAGUUCAUAGUAUUGCCUUCAGCCCAAAGGGAGAUAACUCCCCAUGUGUCCUUGAGGUAUUAAGCUGGGCUGGACAGCUCCCCUUGAGCCAACUCUAGGAGUACAAUGUCAAGGGAAUCCCAGUUUGUGAAAAGGAGUUAGACUGGAGGAUAUUUGUUAUCUCGGGAUGUGAUGCGGUGGCGGCGGUGCCUCAAGAUAAGGGGCUGGGGUUUCUGGGUGGGGGACCAACAGAGUGGUGCCAGUAACAGCCCCAGAUAGAGGAGUACGCAGGCCCAGCAUGAGGCAACCUUGACCCAGAAGGUGGCCCAGCUACCCUUGAUGAACGUCUUUUCCAGUUCUGCUCCCUCAUAGCUGUGUAACCAAAGGCGUUAGUUAGAGAAUAUGAAGGGCCUUAGCUUUUAGACCUGUUCUACCUCCUCACCAAAUUUAAUGGCAGACCCAUGUGUGUCUGGAAUGGCCUUGAGUUGCUCUUUCCUUAAAAUAGCUAGCUCAGGACAGUAUCUAAGGCCAACCUCCAUCUUACCUGAACCAGUUGGUAAGGGUAACCAUGACAUAGAGUGAGGCAAGGAAGAAGACGAAGUGGAAGGCAGAAUAGUUGUAGGAAAGAUGCUGGACCUGGACUGUAGGAGCUGGAGGGGUCUCUUGGUCAGCUGGCAUAGCAGCCCCACCCCUUUGCCCUGGAGAGAUGAAAUGGCUGCUGGGAGCAGUGCUGCUGAAACACCUCUUCCCCUCUCCCCCAACUACCUUUGUUAAGGCUCUUGAGGGUUCUUAUGGCACUCCACAGAGAUCUACCACUUCUUAUGGUUCCUCACUUGGCACUCACCUUCGUCUGCCUCCACUGUUUCAGGGCAGCAGAAACACAGUGAGGGCUUCUGCAAAACAGAACGCAGGUUUUGGAAUGGUCUUAAAAGAUGUGAGGGUGUUCAUCUAGGAAACUUCCCCUGUGAAAAGAUUGGUCUAGUAUUAAAAAGUGGAGGCACACCUGGGUUCAAAUUCUAGCUCCAGCAUCUAACUGGCUGUGCGGACUUUGGUAAGAUGUUUUAAUCUUUUGUGCCUCGAUUUCUCCAUUUGUAAAAUGGAGCAAAUACCUACCUCACAGGGUUGUUGUGAGGGUUAAAUUAAAUGAGAUUAUGUAAAAGUUAUCUAGCACAGUUGCCUAGCACAUUGUGGGUACUCAAUAAAAGGUAAUAGCAGC